Bipolaris oryzae ATCC 44560 is the source of this 1623-nucleotide messenger RNA. RefSeq lists its product as uncharacterized. NCBI's taxonomy places the organism in Eukaryota, Fungi, Ascomycota, Dothideomycetes, Pleosporales, Pleosporaceae. The transcript has 2 exons. The record is from RefSeq and is a predicted model, not a curated record. The coding region runs from base 1 to 1623 and encodes 540 amino acids.
AUGUCAUCGCCUAAGACUCAGCUCCAACAAGGAACAGUCGUAGGCACUGUCUUACACGGAAAAUACCCUCGUGCAGUUGAGGCAUUCAGAGGCAUACCAUAUGCGUUACCACCGACAGGUGACCGUCGAUUCAGGCCACCAGAAAAAGUAGGAAAAGGCGAGGGGAUUAUAGAUGCAACAAAGUUUGGACCCAGGGCUCCUGCACAGCAGUUCAUCAAAUUAGGGCCAAUAUUAGAAGAGAGCGAAGAUUGUCUGACGGUGAAUGUGUUCCGUCAAGCGGGAACUGAACAGUCUACAGGGCUGCCAGUUGCGGUUUACUUACAUGGAGGGGCUUUUAAUCGCGGGAAUGCGGCUAUGCAUGACACUGCUUCAAUGGUUGGGUGGUCCGAGAAGCCGUUCAUCGCAGUCUCGUUUGGAUAUCGAGUUGGGGCUUUGGGCUUCCUCCCAUCGAAGCUCAGCGCUAAAGAGGGUGUGCUCAAUUUAGGCUUGAAAGAUCAAAUAUGCUUGUUCGACUGGGUUGAGGAGAAUAUUGGAGCCUUUGGGGGCGACAAGAACUGCGUCACUCUUAUAGGUCUCUCAGCGGGUGCACACUCGAUUGGCCACCAUCUACUCAACUACGAAGAGUGCAAAGCACCAAAAUUCCAUCGAGUCAUUAUAGAAUCGGGCGCCCCAACAUCUCGCGCCGUCCGUAACCCAGAUGCGGAAAUCCACGAGAUGCAAUUCCAAGACUUCCUAAAAGAAGUCGAAUGUCCCCCAUCACUCCUCGAGUCCGAAAUAUUCACCUAUCUUCGUAAACUCCCCACCUCUGCCAUCGCCAAAGCCCAAACCAAAGUAUUCCAAAAGUACAACCCCAGUCUCCGUUGGGCAUUCCAACCCGUAAUCGACAACGAAAUCAUCCGCAGCCGCCCCAUCGACGCCUGGCGCAACAACCGCUGGCACAAGCUCCCCAUAAUGACGGGCUUCCAAGGCAACGAAGGCUCUCUCUACGUAAACAAAUCCAUGUCCACCUCCUCCGAAUUUCUCUCCUUCUGGAAAACCCUCUUACCACAACUAAGCACCGAUGACAUUGACACUAUAGACAAGCUCUACCCAGACCCGACCUCCAAUCCCACCUCCCCCUACAAAGAAGACCGACUGCACCUCGGAGUCGGACCAAUGUACAAGCGCAUCGAAGCCGCAUACGCAGAUUACGCAUAUGUAGCCCCCGUGCGCCAAACCGCCCAUUUCACUAGUCCCGACGUACCUGUAUACCUCUACCACUGGGCCAUGCGCCGCGACAUCAUCGACGGCGCUCGCCACGCCGACAACAUGUUCUACGAGGUCCGCGAUCAGAAUAUCUGCUCGCAGUUGAAAUCGCAAGACGAGCUCUCGGGGAUUCUGCAUGCGUAUGUUACGAGUUUUAUAUGUACGGGGUGUCCGAAUGAGAUCAAAGGACAGUUUGGAGGCAGGCCGGAGUGGGAGAGGUAUCAGAGGGGGGAGGGGAGGGUUAUGGUGUUUGGGAGGGGGAAUACAGAGUUGGUUGGGGGAGAUGAGGUUGGGGUGCUAGCGGGGAUGGAGGGGGAUGAGUAUGCGGUGGUGGAGAGUGAGUUUUGGUGGUCGAAGGUGGAGCUGUCGCAGCAGUAG